Drosophila grimshawi is the source of this 1620-nucleotide messenger RNA. It is a transcript of the gene mEFTu2, whose product is annotated as elongation factor Tu. The coding region runs from base 108 to 1496 and encodes 462 amino acids. Gene Ontology annotation, biological process: mitochondrial translational elongation. Lineage: Eukaryota; Metazoa; Arthropoda; Insecta; Diptera; Drosophilidae. Gene Ontology annotation, cellular component: mitochondrion. Gene Ontology annotation, molecular function: translation elongation factor activity; GTP binding; GTPase activity. The transcript has 3 exons. The record is from RefSeq and is a predicted model, not a curated record.
ACAGCAGCGGCAACCACUGUGGAAAACAGCUGUUGUUAUUUUGAUUGAACUGCGGCGUGCUAGUUAUACGGAUUGAACAGCGGUUACGUGCAUCGGUUCUGCUGACUAUGAGAAGUAUUCUAGCUACAUUUUGGCGGCAAUGCGAUGCAGCCACUCCACAAAGGCUGUCCAUCGUAUUGACUGCUGUUGCCGGUAGCCGGUACCCCAACUGCAACGGGGGCGGCAGUCACCGUCUAUUUGCUAGCAAUAUUAAAGACAAUCGGAAACCAAAUUCUAGUGAACGUGAGCGGCCACACUGUAAUGUGGGCACAAUUGGGCAUGUGGAUCACGGCAAGACGACGCUAACGGCGGCAAUCACCAAAAUCCAAUCCAAUAAGGGUCUGGCCGAUUACAUGUCCUACGAGCAAAUCGAUCGUGCGCCCGAGGAGAAGGCGCGCGGCAUCACCAUUAAUGCCUGUCACAUUGGCUACGCAACUGAGGAUCGCACCUACGCACAUACUGACUGUCCGGGUCAUGCGGAUUACAUUAAGAACAUGAUUUCGGGCGCCUCGCAAAUGGAUGGCGCUAUUUUAGUUGUGGCCGCCACGGAUGGACAAAUGCCGCAAACACGAGAGCAUUUGCUAUUAGCCAAGCAGGUGGGCAUACAGCGCAUUGUGGUGUUCAUUAACAAGGCGGAUCUGGUCGAUCAAGAGGUGCUUGAACUGGUUGAGAUUGAGAUGCGUGAAAUGUUGACGGAUUUUGGCUUUGAUGGCGUCAACAGUCCAGUGAUUUGUGGCUCUGCAUUACUGGCCCUACGCGGGGAUCAGUCAAAGUUUGGUGUGCCCGCCAUCGAGGAGCUUCUGAAGCACUGCGACAAGUAUAUACCGACACCCCAGCGAGAUGUCAAAGCACCUUUUAUUCUGCCCAUUGACAAUGCAUUUACUGUGCCCGGACGUGGAACUGUUGUCGUUGGCACCAUCAAGCGCGGCACCAUACCGCGCAAUGCGGAUGCGGAUCUCUUGGGAUUCAAUCAAAACUUGAAGACCAGCGUCAGUGAUAUACAGAUCUUUCGCAAAAGCGUCCCGCAAGCGCUGGCUGGUGAAAAUGUAGGCGCCCUGCUCCGUGGCAUCAAAAUUGCAUCCGUGGAGCGCGGCAUGUUGUUAUGCGCAACUGGCUCAGAGGAUAUAUCAAAUCAUUUCGAGGGCUCGAUGUAUUUGUUGUCCCGCGCUGAGGGAGGCCGCUUCAAGCCAAUGUUGUCCAAGUAUAUACAACAGCUAUUCAGUAUGACAUGGAAUCUGCCAGCUCGCAUUGACAUUGUGCCCUGUGAGUCAAUGCUGAUGCCCGGCGAGCAUGGUCAGAUACGUCUUACCUUGCUGCGCAAGAUGGUCAUGACACCCGGUCAAGCGUUCACAAUACGCGAGAAUGGAGCCACUGUGGCAACGGGCAUGAUUACUCGCCGCCUGCCAUCUUUAGAUCUUCCCAAAAAUAAACUAUCCAAAGCGUCGGUUAUUUGCUAACAGCUUUAUUUGAAGCGUUCAUUUCGCCUUUGUACAAAUUCUUCUGUUUAAAUUAAUUGUACAUGUGUAUGUAUUUAAUAUAAAUAUUUAGCAUAUUUCAAACAAAUGCGAACAGUUAAAUUUG